GAAAGGAGCAAACAGAUAAAAAAAAAAAAAAUAUUAAUAAAAUAAAAAUACAAAGCUCUCUCUUCUCUCUCUGUUUCAAUGGUUGAAAUAUAAAAAUCUCUCUCUCAUUUUUAACCCCUUAAAAAAAAAAAAGGAAUUUCCUUUUGAUGGGUUAUAAGCUUAAUAAAAAGAUGCGAUCUUUUUGAUUGAUUGAUUGUCGGGACUUAAUCUAGACCUCUUGGAUUUGAUCGUGUUUCAAGAGAAGCGAGAAAAUUAGAGAGAAAUUACAAAAGAAACAGAAGAGAUUUUCAAGAUUAGAAUGAACGGUGGCGAUGAGGUCACUGCAGCUCCGGCGGGCCCACCACAGCCGCUGGAUUGGAAAUUUUCUCAGGUCUUCGGCGAGAGAACAGCCGGUGAAGAAGUUCAGGAAGUUGAUAUUAUUUCAGCUAUUGAAUUUGAUAAAAGUGGUGAUCAUCUUGCUACUGGUGACCGUGGAGGCCGAGUAGUUCUUUUUGAGAGGACAGACACAAAGGAUCAUGGGGGAUCCAGAAGGGAUCUGGAGAGGAUGGAUUUUCCUAUCAGUAGGCAUCCUGAGUUUCGUUAUAAAACGGAGUUUCAGAGCCAUGAACCUGAGUUUGACUAUCUCAAGAGUUUGGAAAUAGAGGAGAAAAUUAACAAAAUCAGAUGGUGCCAAACAGCCAAUGGUGCUCUUUUUCUCCUAUCUACUAAUGAUAAAACCAUCAAGUUCUGGAAGGUCCAAGAAAAGAAGGUUAAGAAAAUUUCCGACAUGAAUGUGGACCCUUCCAAAACUGUAGGAAAUGGUAGUGUUGCUAGUUCAAGUAAUUCAAGUAGUGCUAAACCACAUCUUGCAAAUGGAGGUUGGCCAGAGAAGUCAUACAGUUGUCCAAGCAAUGACUUCACUGUCCCACCUGGGGGCAUUCCAUCACUGCGUUUACCUGUGGUAGUAACUAGUAAUGAGACCAGUUUGGUGGCUAGAUGCCGUAGGGUUUAUGCCCAUGCUCAUGAUUAUCACAUCAAUUCAAUUUCAAACAACAGUGAUGGUGAAACCUUUAUAUCAGCUGAUGACCUGCGCAUCAAUCUGUGGAACUUGGAGAUUAGCAAUCAAAGUUUUAAUAUUGUUGAUGUGAAACCUGCAAAUAUGGAGGAUCUAACUGAGGUUAUAACAUCUGCGGAAUUCCACCCCAACCAUUGCAAUAUGUUAGCAUAUAGCAGUUCAAGAGGUUCAAUUCGACUCAUUGAUUUACGCCAAUCGGCUUUAUGUGAUUCUCAUGCCAAAUUGUUUGAGGAACAGGAGGCACCGGGCUCUAGAUCAUUUUUCACGGAGAUAAUUGCUUCAAUCUCAGAUAUUAAAUUUGCUAAGGAUGGAAGACAUAUACUUAGCCGUGACUACAUGACUCUUAAGUUGUGGGACAUCAAUAUGGAUUCGGGUCCAGUUGCAACCUUCCAGGUUCAUGAGUAUUUAAGACCCAAGUUGUGUGAUCUAUAUGAAAAUGAUUCAAUCUUUGAUAAAUUCGAGUGUUGCCUGAGUGGUGAUGGACUACGAGUGGCAACAGGAUCUUACAGCAAUCUGUUCCGUGUGUUUGGUUGUGCCUCUGGCAGUAAUGAGGCAACUACUUUGGAAGCCAGCAAAAAUCCUAUGAGAAGACAAGUUCAGACCCCUUCAAGGCCUUCGAGAUCCCUAAGCAGUAUAACACGUGUUGUAAGACGGGGAGCGGAGAGCCCAGGAGUCGAUGCAAAUGGGAAUUCUUUUGAUUUCACCACAAAGUUGCUCCAUCUAGCGUGGCACCCAACAGAAAACUCGAUUGCCUGUGCUGCUGCAAACAGCUUGUACAUGUACUAUGCAUAAAGAUGGUCCAAGGAGAAAUGUAUUUGCUUGGUUAACUUUUUUGGGUUGCUGUUGGAGAAGAUUUCUUUUCCAUUCCCACCAACCAGUUAGGUGGAGGCUACAUCCGUUUCUCACAUUUCAAAUGCCCCUUCAAUCUGUAACACAUGCUAAUAUCAUAUCAAGGUCCCAGAUGUGGCUGUCGCAGAAUCCGCAAGCAAGCAACUUGUUUUUAUUCCGAGGGUGGGCAGCUAGGUUCUCCUUUUUCUUCCCCCCUCUCCUCCCAACCCUAAAAUUUCAUAAUCUCUUUUUUCCCUUUUUCUCGUAUCUUCUAAAAAUAGAAGAUAAUGUUUCUAAAAAUGUGUUGGGUUGAAGUCAGAAGAAAUUGUGAUUGUAGCUCUUCUACAACAAAAACUAAAGGAUGUUCAAUAUUUGCCACUAGGUCUUAAGGUAAAAUGUAGCUUUUACGCAAAUCUUGGUGGGAAGGAGCUGUUGAAACUUGCAGUGAAAUUUUUUUAUUGAUUCUUUGUCAUGUUUGAAACUUCAUCCUUUUUAGUUCUAAGAUAAAUGUAGAUUUCUCUUUUCCUGUUAUUGAUUCUUUCUCCCUAGGAUUACCAGCUAAAACUACUGACUUGAUUUGCCAAUAGUUGAUGUUAUUUAGUGAUGAGGAUGUUCGGUAUUUGCCGCCUAGUUUCAUGAUCUAUCCUAGUUUUCUUUUCUUUGUUCC
This is a messenger RNA of Ricinus communis (castor bean), 2549 nucleotides long. RefSeq names its product serine/threonine protein phosphatase 2A 55 kDa regulatory subunit B beta isoform. Gene Ontology annotation, biological process: peptidyl-serine dephosphorylation. The record is from RefSeq and is a predicted model, not a curated record. The transcript is spliced from 14 exons. Gene Ontology annotation, cellular component: cytosol; protein phosphatase type 2A complex. Gene Ontology annotation, molecular function: protein phosphatase regulator activity; protein binding. Lineage: Eukaryota; Viridiplantae; Streptophyta; Magnoliopsida; Malpighiales; Euphorbiaceae. The coding region runs from base 299 to 1846 and encodes 515 amino acids.